CCUCCAUUCGUCCGUAGACCGCCGCUUCGGUCAGAUCUUGGUUUUGUGUGCGUCGUCGUCGUCGUCACUCGUUUCGCUUUACAAAACGACUGUAGUUUGCUUAACCCUUCUGCUGUCCAGAAGUUCGCGUCCGGAAAUCCCGGGAGAAAGAGCAACGCGUAAGUGAGUGUGAACUUUGCGCGAUCGUCUUCGCUGCGGCCGCACAACAACGGGUUCGUCGCUAUCGGCUCAAGUUCCCGUUUCUUUUUUUUUCUUUUUUUUUUUUGGGAAAUUUCUGUUCGCCUCCGGGUUGGUGAACGCGGGCCGCUUGUGGACGGAAUUGAGCCCGCGCGCGCGUGUGUGUGUUAACGUUUAUCACUGCUGUGCGCUUUCGAGUGUGACUUUUACUCGAGUCGUGGUUGAUUGUGUUUUUGAUCGGGUGAAGUUUCGUCGAGCUUCAGCGAAUUUAGUCUUUGGGUUCUGCAAUUAGCAUAGAUUAUCGAAGCAGGCUUGAAGACGUUCAGAAGUUUGAAUUAGGGUGAACUACUGUGGUGUUGAACAAGUUUUUUUCGCGAGUUGGCGAAAAGGCAGAAGACGUGCGGAGGUUGAAUCAAUUGGGAUUCACUUGGUGUCUAGGAGUUCUACUUUCCGAGCAGUUGUUUCAAUUUCGUGAGGUGGACCAACUGGAUUUGAUUGUGCGUUCGCACCGUGGGACACGAUUGUAUUGUGUGAAAUUUGAGUAAGAAGAAAGUGGAACCAUAACGGUUCGAUCGUGUUCUGAUUUCGCAAUUUUUAACCCAGCGUUUGUCAACGGCGGUGGCUUUUGGUACCUACAGGUAGUGUAACAGCCGAAUAACAUGAACAACGAAUUUCCUCCCGUACAAGUGGAUUACGGUGUAGUGUAUUGUGUUGACAUCGGAUGGUGAGUGCCAGUGUCGAUAGAUUGUAAUUGAAAGAUUUGCGAAGCUGUUGGUGUCAGCUUUGGUCACGCUCUAUAACGCCCGGAACGUAGCCAUACGACUGGAACGAAUUGGCCAACGUUGUAACCAAGUGUCCGUUUUCUCAUCUGUAACGGAUUGGAUCGAUCGAAACAGCCUGUUGACAUAACCUAUUUCUACACAAGCAGCUGUCGCAGCUAGUGGUGCAAAUGAGAGGAAAGCUAACUAGAUUGAAGUGUGCAAGAAAAAAUAGUAAAGCAGCAAAGCCCUAAGAGGAUUAUAAUCGAAUCAAAUACGCUCUUCCGCCCAACAGAAAAGUGGAGCGAAAAAUCCGUUUUCUGCCCAAGACGUUCGAGCCGUAGCAUUACUCCGUUGGAAAUAAAGUAAAGUGCAGUGUGACUACAAUUACUAACCAUCUUGUAAAGUUUGCAAAGUUGAAAAAGUUUAAAAGUGAUCAAGUGACCAGCGAAGAAGGAGAUUGAAACAAGAAAAAGUGAAAAAAGGUUUUUUGUUGGUGCGUAAAAAAGAAGUGGAUUAACGAAAAAAGCAAUAAACGUCCCCUUCGUCGUCACCGCCAUUCGACGGCCCCAAAAACAUCGCUUGCUGAUUUGGAUUAAACUUUCUGUGGUUGCAGCUAGAGAACAAAACUGCUGACAGACUUCUCCGGGUGUGACAAAAACAAAUAAAGGUAACGGACCAACCAAUCAAGAAAUCAUCACGUCAACACAUAAUUAAACAGUUGCCGUAAACACACGUCAAACGGACUCUUCCAUCGGUUCUUCAAGGUUAAUGGGAUAAAAGAGAAUCGGCUUCAACUGCGGAUGAAUGUGGUGGGAUCAUAAAGAGAAUGAUUCCGCCUGAUGGCGAAAGUUAGCCAUCUUCCAAUGAGACGCUACCAAACGGAUCACCAUCAGCCGAGCACCGGGACCAAUGUAGACGCCAUCAAUUUCUAUCCACCGGCUAACGCCAGUCAUCGGACGUCAUCGGACAAGAGCAAACGAACGUGGGGUCAACGCUUCAAACUCAGCAAAGCGUCAUCCGACCAACCUUCCAGCUUCAUCUCAAACACUGGUAGUUCAGCCUCGAGUUCGCUUACUGCCGUCAGUUUGCCGGUUACACCAACUUGCUCAUCACCAUCCCAUGACGUGCUGGAUUAUUCCAGCCUACAACACCAGCAUCUGCAGCAGCAGCAGCAACACCACCAACAACAGCAGCAGCAGCACCUACGCUACGUCCACUCCAUUUCCAAUGUCCCCCUGUUGUCCGGAGCUGUAACCCACUCGAUGAAGUAUGUUGAAUCGAACUGGAUGUACGGUACGAUGCGUGGAAUGCCGCCCCCGAUGGGGCCGAUGCACCCCCACCACAUACCCCACCAGCAGCAACAUCCGGGACUCAUCCAUCCGAUGGCUCCCAUGUACUGUCCGAUGCCGGGACCACCGGUCGCUCCCGAAGUAGCCGUCGUAAUCUGCUGCUGUCCAGAGUAUCUCAAUGGAACUAAGCGGGAAGUGAAGAAAGCCAGCGUAUGUAAGAAAUGCAAAGGAUCGAGACUACCGCUAGCGCCGAUCGGCGGCACAAUGAGGCUUACUUCUGGGGCAACAUUCAUGGCACCGCCUGUCAGAAGCGGGGGUGGGACGGUGAAGCUGGCGUCUACAUACGGCAAGAAAUCAAGGCCUACUAUUCUCGGUAGUGCCGGUGAUCCGUACGAUUUCAUGAGGCGAUCCCGGCUCAGUCAACCCGAGCAAGCUAAAUCUGUGAAAAGUAGCAUAAAGGAGAAGCUAAGGGGACGCGCGAAGAGUACGAGUCCGACAAAAGGACGAAGUAGAACUGACAAACGGACCCCGUCGCCAACGGGGAGCAAAAGUAGCGCUAGCCGAAGUUUAAGUGCAAGUCGAAAUAAUAAUAGUAAUAGCAAGGGAUUCAAGGACUGCUGGGUAGAACCGGAAGAGAUUCUAGUUGACCCGGACGAAGGAGCCGGAAGACGUUCAAUCUUACGGUGUGAUAUUAAUCCGUACGAUUUGAUCUCGCUAAGUAGCGGAUUGAACAAUGAGUUCGCUCCAACUAACGGAAUAGAUGAGUACGAUCUAUCGGUUCAUUCACAAAAGUACGAAAAUUUGCUGGACACUUUGUACGCCAAUCGGUACAAUCCGGCCAUCAAUAACAUUGCGGCAAUAUCAGGCCAAAGAAUCAAACUGUUCGACGGAGAAACGGCUCCCUCCGUUUACGACGACGUGGAUGAGUACGUGUACGAUCCGGUUGAAGUUCAAGGGGUUACGGCAGUUCAGGAGACUCGCGUGGAAGUGAUUCCGGAACGGCCACCACGAACCAAACAUAAGCACGACUCAUCAAAGAUAGAGGAAGACCUCAAAUCCCUUCCCUCUCAGAUCUCGUCCGAAAUGACACAAAGUGCAAUAAAAUCGAUCCUGAAGCGACCGGCCUCGGUGACCAGUGUCCCCACGGACUUUCUCGAUAAGCCUAGCUUCGAUACGAUUAGGCUAAACCAAACACUGGUUCACCGGCUCACAAAACUUACCUCCGAUGAGGGAGUCUUUGCCAAAAGCAGCUCGGUAUGUGCCAGAAAUGUCAAAACGUCCUUCGGCAAAGAAAAAGACAAUAAACGCCUGUCCGGCUCGCAAUUUUAUCUUCCCAGCCCACUAACCGGCCCCGAUGGAUCCACUACAUCCGUGCUGGACCGCUCACGAAAGAAAGUACAUUUUUUAGUCGAAAAUGAAAUCAUCGAUGACGAUAAGUUCUUCGCCCAGCUUCUACUGUCAGAGACUAAUGGCCAUACCCCUGCCCUGCUGGAUGCUACUCAGCACUCCACGCCCAAACCGGCGGCAGCAACGACAAUGACGACUACGACAACGGUGACAAUAGUGGAAGUGACGACAGCCGACCUGGACGGGGAGGAGCUACUAGUACCACCACCACCACCACCACCGCCAGCAGCAGCAUCAGUAGAUCAUCAAAACAAUGAGUCUGUGAUUAUGAGCUUAGUCAAUCAUCGAGACAACCGACUGCCAGCAGAGUCGAGCGAUUCGGUGGUUCCUCAGCAACAGACUUUGGCGGUUGAAGAAGAGCAGGAAAAGGAGGAGGAGGAAUGUGACAACAAAUAUGGCAAACCGCAUCGGUUGUUGCCGGUAGCAGUUUGUUCCGAGCUGAGCCAACCAUCGAAGAAGGCGGUGGUUGCCGGCGGGAUUGAGAAAGCAAGCAAAAACAUCAACAGCAACGGUGUCAAUGGUGAUUGCGGGGAACACAAUGGAAAAGAACUCACCCCGUGGGGAAUCCGCCGACGUACCGGUCCAAUCCGGCGUAGCUUCAGCGAACGGACCUCUCCACCACGUGUCACCUCAUUCAAUGGCACCACCGAUUUGCAGACUCAACACCACCAGCCUAGUUUUUUCGACACAAUGGCUCUUCGCAGCAAACAACCACGAGCAGACUUUCGUAGGGCUUUCGAUGAGGAAACACUUUCCACAUCUUCCUUUUCCUCAUCCUCUGGUAGCUCAAGUGGAACCAUGUUGAACAACCGCAUGCGUCCUCGAGUUCCACCACCACCUCCUCCGCCUCCAGCCAGUUCAACGGGAUCCGCUUCGCCCGAUCAGCGAUCCAUCGCCAGCAACGAUACGAGUUCCGGUAUCAAAAAAUUCGAUAAUCAUUCAAAAGCUGACGAUAGUAACAUCUACGAAGAGUUUUGCUUCGAUUUAAGUUCCGGUUCGGAGCGCAGUAGCGGACGUAGCUCGACCGCUUCGCGAACUAUAGUACAAGUAUCGACCCCCGUUCAGACCACCUUCAGCAAGGAUGCCGUCCAUCGUCUGGAGAUUCGUCACGAAGACGAAGAUAGUAGCUACGAAUCUCUGGGGCAAAAGAAAACAUCCAUCCUGAUUACCGGAGAUGAUUGCUAUUCGACGGUGAACGUAGAUGACGAUGAGGAAACGCCUCGCUAUCAGUCGUCGGUUGUGGUUAACGACGUAGUCGCUCCUGCAGGGAUCCAUCAAACAUCAUCCAACACGGUGACCAUAAGCGUCAACUCACCAACGUCAACGCUGCAGCAUCCUCGGAAUAAGAGCAGUUCAACUUCCUCCAGCGUCGAUGAGAUGAUCUCCAAGAACAAUAUGAAGAAUAGCAUUCUAAACAGUUCGAAUUCCACCUCGAUCAUCCCGAUCGGAGGACCGACUUCCAUCACAGUCACCGCCGCUCCGGAGUUGUUUGAACCGACUAGUCCAACGAAGGCUACCGGAAAAACCUUCAUCAGUUUGGAUUUUGCUCAAAGCACACCAAGCCUUCCCGAUCAGCAGCUUCCGAUAAACUCAGUCAACAGUACGGACGAUGAUGCUGAAAAACAUCACCAGCAGUUAUCUAGCAACGACAAAAGUAGAGACCCGAUUUCGAUAGUUCCUAACGAAGCUAAUUCCAAAGAUUGUAGCGAUAGUAUUGAACAGCUGCUACGAAAUCCAGUUGAGGCGGUUCGGCGGAACCUGGUGCCGCAUUUUUGCGGUAAGCUACCUCCAAAAGAGCAUAACGGGGAUACGCCAGCUUCCAGUGAGACGAGUCCGACAGACGGAAUGGCAGUAAUCCGACGGCAAAAGACCGCCGAGGCCACCAGUGUGCAGGCGAAGAGGAACAGCUUCAUCGCAAAGUUACUGGAAGAUCCGAUGCUGGGGCAUUUAGCUGAAGGACUGGACUAUGAACUGGUAACAAAGUUAAUCGAGAAUUCACUGGUACGGUUGAAAGAUAGUCGCACUCAGCUGGAUAUGAGUGGAACCAAAGACGAGAAUGAUGUGUCGAAGAUGAUCGAGGAAGCGCUGACGAUGAUCAAGGAGGAGAGACAAAAGAUGGACGCUAAAAAGGUGGAAAAGGAUAGCAAUCGAAGCAGUAUCAGCUCAGGUAACAGCUACGGAUCGGCAGCGUACGAGCUGAUGGAGUUUGAUGGAACGGGUGACUUGAGCGAUUGCUACCAAAGUUGCUCGAGUGACCUGACUACUGAUGAAGAUACCACCUCUUCUCGGAGCAAGUUCUACCAAAUGCUGGUCGAUGCCACCUUGUCCGAAAUUGAGAUAACCACGGCGAAUGAGGACGAACAUCAUUACGAAUCGAUUCGAUUGAACAGCGAUCCCAUCUACGAAGAAAUCAGCGACAUUCCUCCUCCCUUGCCACUUACCGCCCCACCAAUCACGGAUGAUUUGGAUCGAGAAAAGCGCAAUGCACGAUCCAUUUUCGAAGGGGCUUCCAAAUACGACAUCCUAUCCUACCUGGUUGAUGCCAAAGAACGUGGAAUCGCUCAAGAGGAGGCUUACAGCUUCCAGUUCGGUAACGCCAGUGAUAUCAUUUUAGAAGAGGAAGAAGAUGAAAAUAUCACCGAGCUUCGGCAUCAUCAGCGGCAGAUCUCCGACAUCAGCAGCCGCCUGUCACACUUGUCCAACAUCAGUGACUCGAGUGAGGACACUUCUCUGCUCUCGUUGAGCCUUGCGCAGCGAAAAGCUUCCGAAAUCGAACGCAACGAUUCUGGCGUCGGAUCGGAAACUAGCAAAACGUCACGUAGCAAAUGGCAGAAUCCUGGUUCAACAUCCCUUCUGGACAAGAUCAGUCCUAUCCACCUAUGUGAAGACUGUGAUGGCCCGGUUGAAACUCAGAUAACCGAAUCCGGAGUUAUGUACGCCCCACUGGUCUGUCGAAAAUGUGGAAAGAAGCGAGCCGAGCGUAAGGAGAUCAUAACCGAGAUCGUCGAAACGGAAGAAAAGUACGGUCGUGAUCUGCAGAUCAUCUUGGAGGAAUUUUACCAACCGAUGCUGGUGGCCGGUCUGUUGAGCCAAGAUCAGCUCUCCGCAAUCUUUUUGAACGUGGAAGAAUUGCUGGAGAAUAACCAGUUUCUGGCGGAACGGAUGCGGGACGCACUGGAUAUUGCGACCGAGCAGGGCGACGAGGAUCUACUGACGGUUAACGUGGGGAAGAUCUUCCUGGAAGCGGCUCCGAUGCUGCAUGCGUUUGAAAGUUACUGCGUGCGGCAAGGUUCGGCCAGUCUACUGCUUGCUAAUCUGGAGAAAGAGAAGGAGCUGUUGAGGAUUUUUCUGCGAGUUUCGCAGAUGGAGAAUGCAGUACUGAGGAGGAUGAAUCUGAACUCAUUUCUUAUGGUACCCGUCCAACGUGUAACAAAAUACCCUCUACUGCUAGCUCGUCUGUUCAAGGUAACCCCCACCCAUCUGGAGGGGAAGGAUCAGCUAAAACAAGCGCAGGAGAAGAUUGAGCUUCACCUGAACCAUAUGAACCGAGAGGCGAAGGAUGUGCCGACCAAGUUGUGGCGUCGAAUAUCCUCAUCCACAACGACGGGUCGGCGACUGUCUUGCGAGUUGGACAUGAUUAAUAUCAAACUGCGAAAGAUGGCGAUCGAUGUGCUGGAAUGGAACACGGAGGAAGUGCGAUUUGCCAUUGAGGGGAGACUGCUGUUUACGCAGCCCAACGAUGGGAACUGGAAGAAAAGCCGAACCAUCAAGUUGACGUCGAUCAAUGCACUGCUGGUGACCAAUGGAAAGCCAAGUCCCAGCUACAAACCGGACCGAGCCCAAACGGAGCUACUAAAUUUUCCGCGUCACACGGGAAUACGGGAAGCGUCUCUGCUGCUAGUGCGGGAAAAGAACAGCCGCUACACACUUCUACGGGAGCCGCUCUAUCUGGACCGGUGCAUUGUGUGCACGGAGAACGACUGGGAGGACUACUUCGAGGUGCAGGAGAUUCUCUCGAAGGAGUCGUUUAUUUUUAAGGCGGAGGAUGGCGGCAAGACGAAGCAAUGGUACAGCCAGCUACAGUAUCACUCCCAGGGCAUGGGGACCUGGCGGAAGCGUCGGAAUGCACUGGCAAACAUCAUGAUUAAUGGAAUGAUGACACGAACGUAGUGACCGCGGAACCGAGCCAGGGCCUACCGGCUAAAUGGACGACAUUUUAUUACCUGUAUUUAUUAUAAUCUAUACAUUAGCUGCAGUCGACGAAGGAUACCUGCACAAGUUGGAAUUCGGUUAUCCGAAAUUUUUUGUUUUUUCCUUUUAAUCAAUCUCAACUGUAAAAUAAAAUGCAACUCGUGAAACGGGAUGCAAACACAACAAGUGUGUAGCAUAAACGUAGGCGAUUAAGUUCGGACAUCGAAUCGCAUAAAUGCACGAACAUAACGAUUAACGAAUAGAAGCAACGAUUGCAAGAUUUUAGCUAUUUCUAGAUCUUAGACGAUAAUUAGGAAGCUUCGAACGUAGUAAUAUUUAUUGAACAUUUGAACCCUUUCUCUUAAACCCCGCUCCGAUGUAUCCCAAAAUUAAGGGUUCGCGCGUGAUUACGGCAAGGCGGCCAGCGACCGAUUGUAGUGUGUAGUAUUUAAACAAAAUCUUUAUUUACCGUUUUAAUUUCAUUGUUUUCUGUCACUCGUAGAAAUAUUUUACUUAGCAUUUUGUGGUCGUAUUAUUCUGAACAAGAGUGUAGGGCUGAGCCGUUAGUGGAACGAUGCGCUGAAAUAUUGAAGUAUGAGGAGUGGUGAAUAUUCGAGAUGUAGAUUGGCUCGAGCCGGAUAUCCAAUUAGACGAAAAUACACGAGAAUUAAUAAACAUUA
This is a messenger RNA of Topomyia yanbarensis, 8505 nucleotides long. RefSeq lists its product as uncharacterized. The transcript has 11 exons. Gene Ontology annotation, molecular function: guanyl-nucleotide exchange factor activity. The record is from RefSeq and is a predicted model, not a curated record. Gene Ontology annotation, biological process: positive regulation of Rho protein signal transduction. The coding region runs from base 1778 to 7804 and encodes 2008 amino acids. NCBI's taxonomy places the organism in Eukaryota, Metazoa, Arthropoda, Insecta, Diptera, Culicidae.